AUGGCAUUCAAAUCACUCCUUCGCGCCGCGGCUGCGCUCGCAGCAUGGACGACGCUGGCCGUCGCCGCUACCGAAGAAUCCGACAUCAAAGCGAUCAGCCUCCGAACACAUAGUCUUUCACCGCCGUUCCUGGACUCAGAGAUGCAAUCGCGAUGGUGGGACUUUGGUGGCAAUGCUGUCGUUCGUGCGGAUCAAUACAUCCGUCUCACCGGAGAACAUCACUCACAAGCCGGCUACAUCGUCAGCCGUGUGCCGCUCACCGCAACGAAUUGGGAAGUGGAAGUCGAAUUCAAAAUUCACGGCACAUCAUCGCUCUUCGGCGACGGCUUCGCCAUGUGGGUGACAAGGGACCGCGUGCUACAAGGCGAGGUGUUCGGAAUGAAGGACAAUUUUGAUGGGCUCGGGAUUUUCUUCGACACAUACAAACACAACCGUCCCGGGACAGUGUUCCCCUACGUCAUGGCCAUGCUGGGAGAUGGUAAGACCCCAUACGACAAGGGAAAUGACGGCAAAGCGAACGAGAUUGUGCCCGGCUGCACCGCGCGAGGCUUGCGGAAUCCCAGUGUCUCGACCAAGGCCAAGAUCACGUACUUCCAGGACAAGAAGCUCACGGUGGACCUACAAUACAAGGCCGAGGACGAGUGGACCCGCUGUUUCGAGACCGGUCCCCUGACUCUGCCUUCGGUCGCCUACCUGGGAUUCUCCGCCGAGACCGGCGAACUCUCAGACAACCACGACAUCAUCAAAAUCGAGACCAAGAACCUGUACUCGCCAAGUGGCUCGACAAAUUCCAAGGGCAGCGCCGGAGGUCAGGCGCAGGGCGCUGCGGGCAGUGCGGAUUACAGCAGGAACAAGGGCGGUUCAUCGCGGUCCACCCGCGCGAGCGGCGGCAGCUGGUUGUGGUUCCUGACCAAAACGGUCUUGGUGCUCGGGUUCCUGGCGGGUGCGGGAUACGUCGGUUUCACGGCAUACCGGGCACGGAAGAGGGAUCGCUUCUGA
Messenger RNA from Dissoconium aciculare CBS 342.82, 999 nucleotides. RefSeq lists its product as uncharacterized. The record is from RefSeq and is a predicted model, not a curated record. The coding region runs from base 1 to 999 and encodes 332 amino acids. Gene Ontology annotation, biological process: endoplasmic reticulum organization; endoplasmic reticulum to Golgi vesicle-mediated transport; Golgi organization. NCBI's taxonomy places the organism in Eukaryota, Fungi, Ascomycota, Dothideomycetes, Mycosphaerellales, Dissoconiaceae. Gene Ontology annotation, molecular function: D-mannose binding. The transcript is spliced from 2 exons. Gene Ontology annotation, cellular component: endoplasmic reticulum-Golgi intermediate compartment; COPII-coated ER to Golgi transport vesicle; Golgi membrane.